Chara braunii is the source of this 2171-nucleotide messenger RNA. The record is from the annotation of a GenBank genome assembly. Lineage: Eukaryota; Viridiplantae; Streptophyta; Charophyceae; Charales; Characeae.
GGAUUGUCCGUACAAAUAGAAUGGGAGAAGCUGGCAAAGCCAGGGACGGGGGAGCUACGGAUCAGGCAACAUGGGGCAGGGGGCCUACAGUCAACCAAGGAGGAAUGAGGAGGAAGAUCGUUUGAACAGGCUGCUAUUGUUCGUAGAGAGCCAGCAGCUGGAAGCAGCAGAGAAGAAGAAGGCUGAGCUGCAGAAGAAGCGGCUUGAAGAAGAGAAACAGAAGCAGGAGGAAGCAAAGCAGAGGAAGGAGGCAGAAAAGAGGCGGGCGCAAGCAAUAAUGGAAGCCACGACAGCGCAAGCUUUCGCCAAACAGAUGGUGGCUUUAGAGGAGAAGAUCAAGGACCAUGUGCAUUCGACGCUUACGGCAUCGGAAGAGAAGAGCGCAAAGAUGCAUGAUAGCUUGCGGCGAUUCCUCGAACGUACCGAGGGUGAUGUAUCGAGGGGACCCAGAUCAAAGCCCUACCCAAACCCGAAGAGGAGGCUAGAUUUGGAUGAAUGUGAACGGGGAGUGAACAUUGCAGAAAGGAGUGAAGUUGUGCCUAUUACUAAGAGGCGGACAGCGGUCAUGGGGAAAGGUAAAGAACCAGCCAGUGCAGAGGUGAAGAAGAAAGGAGCAGUGGCAUCAAGCUCUAGACAAGGGGUGAUUGAUUUUGUCCUCGGGCUGAGAGAGAGCAUGCAGACGAAACAGGCACCCGAGCUCAAGCAGCUGUGUAAGAUGAAGAACAUCAGGUGGGUAUCGAAAGGACAAGCGAUCAAGGACCUGGUAGCAGCAGAAACGAGAGAGGCGUAUGAUGGUUGGCUUACAGGGGCAGAUACACGGUACCUCUGGGACAAGCUCUUGUUGUACAUGGGGCUCCGAGAUAACGUCUGGGGGAAGUAUGGGUUUACGAAGUUCAGAAUUUGUAUAGAGCAGGUGGUGAUUGCAGUGUUCCUCUUGUUGGUGAUGGGUGCCGUGGCCCCGUGGGUGAAGAAGGUACUCAUGGUGGCCCCUACGGGUCACGAUUUCUUCGACCUUAGAGGACUAGUGGUGUAUUGCUUGAUUUCACCUUGGUGCAAGAGGUUGUACAUCGGGCAGGCAAUACGAGCAGCAGGUGAGAGGUGGUGGGAGCACAUUCGGUGUACAGAGGCCGGUAAUCACGGGCAUGCCCCCAAGUUGUACUCUUUCCUUAAGGUCUUUGGAUGGAGUAAGUAUCUUGUUCUCCCGAUAGCAGGGGGUGCUGGAGAAAGCUUGCGGGUGCUGGAAAAGACCCUUAUCGGGAGGUUUUCACCAGCAUUGAAUGUCGUCGGCCACGGAGCAGGGACGAAACAGAGCCACAGGCCAGGUAAAAAGGAGAGACAGAAGGUGAAAGGAUCCAUGCCGAUACACAGGAAAAUGCUCUUGAACUUCACGUUAGUGGAGCAGGGAAAGCGGUAUUCUAGCUUAGCAGAACUCCUAGAGGACAGGUUUGCAGCAGGAUCGAAGAGGGUGGAGAUCGUAUCAUCCGGAGGUGAGGUGUGGGGAGAAAAGUGGUCCAUUAUUCGGAGGAGGUACGGUACGUCAACUGUUGCGGUGGAUGGGAUGAAGCUAUCACUAGGAAGAGCCAAGCAACUUCUAGAACGGGGAGGCAAAUUCACAGUUGGGCCGGUGGUAGGGACUGAGAGUGCGAGAAGUAGAGGGAAAGGAUAUCUCAGGCUGUUACUGGAGAUACCGAAGAAGCAAGUGGAGCUGAAGUAUUUCGAUGUCACGAAGCUGGUCUUCUUAGACAGGUGCGCCGGGGAAUUCAAGACGAAGACUACGAGGAGAACGUUGAAGGAGAAGAUAGUGGCGGUGAUCAGGAAGAAGACCGGAGUGAACAUCAGGCUGAAGGUUAAUGUGGGGGUGAAAUAUAGCCACCAACUGAGAAAGAGGAAGUUACAUGACACGGUGGUACUGUGCGUGGAGAAGACUAGAGUUCAUCCGGUGCUUAAAACGGUGCUGCGACGUCGAGUGAGAGUGGUGUGGAAGAAGAACAGCACGGUUGAACAGGUAUUAGCAAAUCAGCGGAAGGCAGCUAGGGAAGCCACGACGGUGUGUACUUCAAGCGAGGAUAAGCUGCCAAGAGUGGAUGGACAUGUGUUAGCAAGGGUAGCAUAGUGUCCGACGGUUCCUCCGUUCCUACACAACGGGAAAAAUGUUAUGCAGAGCGAGGCCG